Molecule: messenger RNA, 1827 nt
Organism: Armigeres subalbatus
Lineage: Eukaryota; Metazoa; Arthropoda; Insecta; Diptera; Culicidae
Product: arginine kinase 1-like
Exons: 3
Coding region: 149-1558 (469 amino acids)
Biological process (GO): phosphocreatine biosynthetic process
Molecular function (GO): creatine kinase activity
Source: RefSeq, a predicted model, not a curated record
UUCGUUUUUCCAUUCAGUAGGCCAUUGUUUGGAAAAUUUCGUCCUGGGUAAAAAAUUUCAUUUGGAACUUUGUCCCGAUAGGGUGAAAAUUCUUUGUGUUCUACAAAAUUUCCAUUUUUUUCAAACCUAGCAAAAAAUCCCUGCCAUCAUGACAUCGCUGGAACAAAAACGUGAAGCCUUCCGAAAAUAUCUGGAAUCGGCCGGAGCCAUCGACUGCCUCUCGAAGGCAUUGAUCAAGCUCUAUCAGGAACAGGAGAAACCAGACGAUGCCUGUAAGUUUAUUCGUCAGACCAUGUGCGAGGCUUGUCCCACGGACGAACAAGUGGCCCAGAUGAUCGUUGACCUGGCGGAUGCGAAACAAGAAGUCUGUUGCCUCAAGCGGGAGAUCAUAUCCUAUAAGGGGGAACUCCGCAGGACGGCUAGCGAAGUUGCUCUGGCACUCGAUGAAGGAUUCACAAAGCUGCAAGAGGACGAAGAAUGCAAGUCUCUCCUAAAGAAGCAUCUAACGCAGGAGGUGUUCGAUGAGUUGAAGGAUAAGAAGACAACGCUCAAAUCGACACUGUUGGACUGCAUCCAAUCCGGUCUGGAGCACCAUGACUCCGGUGUGGGAAUCUACGCUUCCGAUGCUGAGUGCUACGAGCUGUUUGCUCCACUGUUCAAUCCAAUCAUUGACGAAUAUCACGGAAUUACCCUGGCCGAUACUCCGCACCCGGCGAGCGAUUGGGGAGAUGCGGGAACGUUUGAAAAUCUUGAUCCGGAGAAUGAGUUCAUUAUUUCCACGAGAGUUCGCUGUGGUCGAUCGAUCGAAGGUUUCCCGUUCAAUCCGCGCCUCAAGAUGGCCAUGUACGAGGAGAUUAUGGACCGCAUCAAGACAGUGCUGGAAGGGUUGGAGGAGGACGAUUUGAAGGGAGAAUUUCACCCGCUGGAAACCAUGUGCGACGAGUUGAAGCAACAACUGAUCGAUGAUCACUAUUUGUUCAAGGAGGGCGAUCGCUUCCUACAGACAGCCAAUGCGUGUCGAUUUUGGCCGAUUGGCCGGGCAGUUUUCUACAACGAGGCGAAAACUUUCGUCGUUUGGGUGAACGAAGAAGACCAUUUGCGGAUCAUUUCGAUGGAAAAGGGUGGUGAUUUGGGCGGCAUUUAUCAACGCUUGGUUAAGGCAGUAGAGGUCAUUGGAAAAGACGUUGCGUUCUCUCGUAGUGAAAGCUUUGGCUUUUUAACCUUCUGUCCAUCCAACCUAGGGACCACCAUACGGGCAUCGGUGCACAUAAAACUACCUAAUCUUGGGUCAAAUCGGGAACAACUGGAAGAAGAAGCGGCCAAGUUCAAUCUUCAGGUACGUGGGACUCGUGGAGAGCAUACCGAGUCUGAAGGAGGGGUGUUUGAUAUCUCCAAUAAACGCCGGCUAGGUCUAACUGAGUUUGAAGCCGUCAGCGAAAUGUACAACGGUAUUAAGCAACUGAUUGACCUGGAAAAAUCAUCAGAAGGAGGGGAAGCUCAGAAAAAGGAAGAAUCACCAGAAGACGAAGCUGAGGGAGCAGAAAAUCCCGCCGAGUAAUGGCAAAGGCCAAGCUGUAUAUUAGAAAUCGCUUCUAUUCAUCCGUAGAAAAUUAUCAAUAUUUAAAAAUUACUUGAAGCUGAAUGGCAAUCUGUAGCUUUUGCGCAUACCAUUGUAACCUGAAGCAAUCAUUUAGUUAUUAAAUACACUGACCUGAUGCACUCGUAUCGAAAUCGGUUCACACCGGUUUCUAACACUAAUGCACAAUGCAAAGUUAUAUAGAAAAAUAUAGUCACCUCAAAUGAUCCAGAGGAGAAAUUGAAAAUAGA